CACGGCCCCGCCCACCGCGCGGUGUUGGGGUUGGUUCCCGAGUGGGCAGCUCCGGAGCAACGCUUGCUCGCGGCGCGCCAUGGCUGGGCUGCUGGUGCUGCUUAGCCCGGCGGGAAGAGUGGGCUCCCGGAUACUGCCCCGGACCCCUUGGCUCCUGGGAGCCGCCACCUCCUGCGCUCCACCGCUCUGGGCCUUGGCCUUGUCCCGCCCCGGGCCGGACUCCCGGCUGCUGCACACGGCCCGCAGGGACUGCCUCAGCCGCCAGGAGCCCAGCAGAAUCACUGAGCCAGGAAGCGGUGCCAAGAGCACAGAGGGAAAGCUAAGCAAAUCACAGCAGCUGAAGAAGGUCUUCCAGGAAUACGGGGCCGUGGGCGUGUCGGUGCACAUUGGGAUCUCGCUGGUCUCCUUGGGGAUGUUCUACACAGUUGUUUCCAGUGGCAUCGACAUGUCUGCCGUCCUGCUUAAGCUUGGCUUCAACGAGUCCCUGGUGCAAUCCAAAAUGGCAGCCGGCACCAGCACAUUCGUGGUAGCCUAUGCCAUCCACAAGCUCUUUGCGCCCGUGAGGAUCAGCAUCACCUUAUUCUCCGUGCCCUUCGUUGUUAGAUACUUACGCAGAGUGGGACUCUUUAAGCCUCCAGCCACCAAGCCAUGAGGAAGCCAGUUUCUUCUGAACUACAGGAUUUGGGUUGGUUUCAGGGUGGGGUUUUUUGGGGGAGUAUGGGGCAGAGGCUAAUGACUGUGUUCAUUGGGGGUUUAUUUUACUUUUGCCAGCAAUAAUCUGGUGUGUUAAUUUACUUUUUUAAAAAUGAUAUUCCUCGAGGAGCCAUGUUCGUGACUUAAAAUGUCACCAAGGCUUCAAAAUGAGUUGACAGCCACUCACGGUGGUCCAGGCCAGUAAGGCCAGCUACUGAGGAGGCUGAGGCAGGAGGAUCUCAAACUCAAAGCCUGCUUGAGCUACUGCGAUUGGGGUCAACAGUGAAGGGAGGGGCAAAGGGCAUUGGCAGCAGAGCCCUCGCCCAGCACAGCAAGAACCUAAAUUUGAUCCCAGUACAAAAUGGGACUGCCUACAGAAUGCCUCUUAGAUCAUUAGGCAGGAGUCUCUGCAGCGCCCCACAGGGCUAACCUUGGCUCAGGUUCCUGAAAAGCAGUGGUUAAUUUGAGAACACCCUCUCGCCUGAUUUAUCACUGGCAGCAACCUGCAGUUAACACACAGUAUUCUGCAGACAGCUGCCAGCACCAGUUAAUCAAGGAAAAAUUAACAAUCCCUAAUCACAGUCUCCAUUAACAUCAAGCCCUUGACCUUCGUAACAAUUGUGUCCAGGAAAACCAGCCAUGAGCUUCUGGUGUGUUCACUGACUCCAGAGCGACUUCGUGUCUGGGUGUGAUGAGGCUAUUUGUCUGCAGUCUCACUGAUACGGGGCAGUAUUGUUUGUAAAGUAUGGAAACGCGGCCCAGGUGUAACGGCGUCACUUGGCUCCUGAUGCCCAUAUUCAGUGGAACUCAGAUCCUUCCAUAGAAGCUAAAAAACAUCCUAGCUUUCUCAGACAAUCCUCUUAGCUAUCUAAACCUUGAGACAUUCCAGAGCUGACACCAUGUUUACAGUGUGCCACUGUUUAUGUUUUUUAAUUGAUUGAAUCAUAUGCAUGAAGUAUUUCUACCACUUUCCAAAAAAAAAUGGAAAAUGUUGUCUGUUCCGAGUAGAAGACAACCGUGUAGGACUACAAGCCGAGGGGAAGAGAGACCUUAGGGUUCUAUUGCUGUGAUGAAACACCAUAACCAAAAGCAAUUGGGGGUGGGGGGUUGAUUUCACUCACACGUCCAUGUAACAGUUCAUCAUCAAAAGCAGUGAGGGCAGGAGGCAGGAGCUGAUGCAGAAGACAUGGAGGGUGCUGCUUACUGGCUUGCUCAUCAAGGCUUGCUCAGCCUGCUUUCUUACUCAGGACCAAAAGCCCAGGAAUGGCACCACUCACGAUGGGCUAAACCCUCCCCCAUCAAUCACUAAUUAAGAAAAUGCUAUACAGGCUUGUCUACAGCCCUUUCUUAUGGAGGUAUUUUCUCAGUUGAGGUCCCCUCCUAUCUGAUGACUCUGUGUCAUGUUGACAUAGAACUAGGCAGCACAAGAGAGUGGGACAGGUUUAACUACAGUCCACCACGGGAGGGUAAGUGUAGAGGGUGCGUUUAAGAGUAGAAACCAAAGCAGACUCUCAAGCCGAGGCUUCCUCCUCCAGGAAGCCAGGAGCAGGAAUUGGCUCCAUCGCUCAACCCUCCCCUCUGGGCAGGCACUUGUUAUGUCAUAUCCAAAAGAAACUCCAGUCCCCAAGCCCCAAAGGCAGUCCAAAGAUCCAGGAAUGGGGUCAACCUAGACUAAAGGAUUUCUGGUGGUUACAUAAAAGCCAGCAUUCCUCAGAACUUGUGAAACCGGUUCCCCUCUACCAAAAGCAGACAUUUCCCUUCCCUCUGACAGAAGGGAGCUAUGGCUACCUGUGGCUAUCAGCAUAUCAAAGCUCAUGCUGGCAUCACAAGUACCGGCCACACAUCUAAGUCCAUGGUAGCACCUCCUCUUGUACCAAACUCCCUUGAACUCGCAGGCUUCCCUUCCCCAGCUACUCUCCUCCGCUCCUGCUACUGUGUUCUCUCACAGGUAUCCCUGGUUAGGUCUAGUCUGGCUGUUCUCUCCCCUUAGGCACCAUAUCAGUUUAUACAGUUCUUCCCUGGGGAGCCAGAUUUUGAAGUCGGCUCAGCCGCAUAGUGACAAGGGUUGCAUUCGUUUUUCUUGCUCACAAUUCCGUUGACAAUCAGAAAAUACAAAGAAAGCACUGCUAGCUGGCAGGAACACAUUUUACUGAAAUCUGGCUGACAGUUUCUUAGCCCACAGUCACCCACACCAUUUGUCGCGAUUAACAUUUAAAAGAAUUUUUGUGAGACAGACUCUCCGCUUGUAAGAUCUUUAAAGUGGGAUUGCAGUCUUUUCCUCUUUGUUUUUAUAUUUAUUUUAUUUAUUUAUUAUGCAUACAAUAUUCUGUCUGUGUGUAUGCCUGCAGGCCGGAAGAGGGCACCAGACCUCUUUACAGAUGGUUGUGAGCCACCAUGUGGUUGCCGGGAAUUGAACUCAGGACCUUUGGAAGAGCAGGCAGUGCUCUUAACCACUGAGCCAUCUCUCCAGCCCCAGUCUUUUCCUCUUAAUGCAGCCCACAGCUGGAAGCUUUUACUGACUUAAGAUCAGGAACUAAUCCACAAAGACAGCCACACAGCUGAGAAAGAAGCCCCAGGUCAAUGUCGGGGGCUUGUGUGGACUAGAUGGAGGGAGAGGUCUCUCCAUCUUGCCCAGCAUGGACCCCCACCCACCCUACUUGCCCAUUCAGGUUCCUUAGUAACACCUAUGCAAAGAAAUACAUUGAAAGUAGCAAUAACACUAAUUGUACCCACAGCAUGUGUCUUUCAAGCCAGGAACCAGAACCAGGGGUGAGUUGAGAGGUUGGAAGACUAAAGAACCAUAUAAACCAGCCAGACAAGCAGAUCUGCUCCUGUUACCUUCAGUGGAACUGGAGCAAGGAAACCAUCUUAAAACGCAAGCCAUCGUUGGCCUCUAGUUUUCUAAGCAGACCCACUGACCAGCUUAGAUUCUGUGAAACCAAUAAGAACUUUUGUAAAAUGA
Alexandromys fortis (reed vole) is the source of this 3655-nucleotide messenger RNA. It is a transcript of the gene Mims2, whose product is annotated as family with sequence similarity 210 member B. Lineage: Eukaryota; Metazoa; Chordata; Mammalia; Rodentia; Cricetidae. Gene Ontology annotation, cellular component: mitochondrion. The record is from RefSeq and is a predicted model, not a curated record. The transcript is spliced from 3 exons. Bases 80 to 652 code for a protein of 190 amino acids.